Messenger RNA from Candidozyma haemuli, 3120 nucleotides. RefSeq lists its product as uncharacterized. The record is from RefSeq and is a predicted model, not a curated record. NCBI's taxonomy places the organism in Eukaryota, Fungi, Ascomycota, Pichiomycetes, Serinales, Metschnikowiaceae. Gene Ontology annotation, molecular function: DNA-binding transcription factor activity, RNA polymerase II-specific; zinc ion binding; phosphoric diester hydrolase activity. The coding region runs from base 1 to 3120 and encodes 1039 amino acids. The transcript is spliced from 2 exons. Gene Ontology annotation, biological process: lipid metabolic process; regulation of DNA-templated transcription.
AUGUCUUCUGUUGAUGCUCCUUCUGACAGAUCAUAUAGACCUGAGCCAGACGAGGACCUGGAGACCCAGCUGCAAUAUUCACCGUCUGUAGGGCCCAGGCUGCCGAGCCAAACACGCCCAGUGGCUCGAAGAGCGUGUCUUUCGUGCCGAGAGAAGAAGAUCAAGUGUGACGGUGAGUUCAUGCCUACGCUGUCUGGUAGAGAUGGUCCUACAUGCUCCAAUUGUCGUAUGGUUGGAAUAGAGUGUGUUUUCGUGCAAAGCCAUCGAGGCGGAAGCCGACGGAAACGGCUGUCUGUUGAUUUGGGCGGUUCUGACCUGGCCAGUGAAUAUAGUGGUGGAAGCAGUGAACGAAGAAGAAGGCCUCCACCGUUGAUCCUUCUGCCUAGCGAGCCUGACACGCCGUCUAAAUUGGACGAAUUUACGUUGAAUACGCCAGGGCUACGGCUGCCGAGCUCUGGACCGCCAGAUCCAAAGCGAAGACCACCAAAGGAUGGUCUGAAACAUCAACAACGGCACCAGUACCCGCCGUACCCUCACCAUCCGCCUCCACCGCCUCAUCACCAUUACCCUGGUCCGCCUAGAGGGUUCUUUGGGCCUUACGGGCCUCCAAGACAUCACCAUCAUCACCAUCAUCAUGCAUUUAGACGCCAUGGGCAUCACUACUGGGGCCAUGGGCCUCCACACGGACUGCCAGGCCCUUAUGGACCUCCAUAUGGCUCUCCUUAUUCAUAUUAUUCACAGCAUGGGCCUCCAGGGCCUCCAGGACCACCAGGCCCACCAGGACUGAGGAGACACGAGGAGUCCAGCUCUGGAAGAUCAAUGUACCUGGCAUCUCUGGGGCCUCCACCUCCACCUCCGCCUCCUCCGCAUUUUCUGUUUCAUCCACCGCCGCCUCCUCCUCCUGGAAGUUACUACUCUGGCUACCCUUCAAGCUACUAUGAUGGAGAGGCACCCAAAGAACCAAGCUCUAAUGAAACCUCAGCUCUGGUUUCAGCAUCGCCUUCUCCACAAACGAAAAAUAAGACCAGUGAGGUUGAAGCAGCGCCUGGAACGACCCCGAUCCUGGAGGACGAGCUUAAGAAACAUGAACUACCAACCUGGCUGGUUUUAGAUCAGAUUUUGAGCCACUACUAUCGCUACUGCCACCCUAAUGACCAGCUCCUACCUUCUAAAUCAGCCUUUUUGCAUCUGUUAUUUCUACGCCAUGACGCUGCAUUAAUACAUGCUAUAAUAGCUCGAAUAUGUCUGUUGAAGAAAUGGGAUAUCGAUACAGACGAGGAAGCAUGGAUUAUGAAAACUUACAAGUAUAUGGAUAUGCUUGACGACCACGGAAUGCUCUUGUGCUAUACAUUAUUAAGGAAAGUGCCUACGUUGAAAGCUGACCGUCACAGGCUUGUGGAUGUGAAGUUCCUUGAAAUACUCCAUUCCAACAAGUACAUUGAACUUUUAUCGUUGAGCGGUAAUAUGAACAAACGGAAACGAAUAGAAAAGGAACAGAAGGUCCGUGCUAUAUGGAACUUUUGGAUCGAUCCCAUCAUCGAGAGGCCUGGCGCUUUCUCGUAUGUGUUUGAAGAAGCCAAACUAUACAAGUUUCCGUUUCCAAUGUCCAAUGAAAGUUACUCGUAUGGGGAAUAUAUGACGAGUCCUACAUGGGAAGAGUUUGACAGCGGUGAGCUCAACGACUUUACAGCACUCAUCAAGGCAACAAUGGUUUUAAACGGUGCUGAAAAAGGGAUACUGAAAGAUACGUCCGUAGAGAAGUACCUUGAACCGUUCUACGUCCUCAAAGAAGACAAGGUAUUGGUCAAUUCACACAUGAGCCUUGCACUUUGCGUCUACAGCCAUGCCCAGCUCCUCCAGCAUUCCACCGACCUCGAAUCCAGCAAACCCUCAGAAUCCCAACUAAAGCAACUCUGUGCCCUUUCUACACCGAUCCAAAGCAUAUGCAACGUUUUAGAAGCAUCCAGAGGCCACAUUGAAGGAGAAGACUGGCCUGUGGCCUAUGGCGUAUCUUCCAUGGACAACACCGUCCACUGGACAACCUGCCCACUGUUCUUGACCCAAGGCGAAGAGUCAUGGAAAAAGGUCAGUGAACGAAUAGAUCCAUCCGUCACCUACGCUGCUUCCAUUCUACAGAAAAUGAUCAACGUUUUUAGACCCCAGAUUGCUGAUCCAACAUCUCACAUACCGGCGUACCGGUUUGAAACGGCCGAAUCGCUCACCAGAGAUGUCCAUAUCAAGGCUAUCCAUUCACAUAAUGACUACUGGAGAAAGAGACCUCUUUUGGACGCUUUGCUGUGGGGAGUGGUGAGUGUGGAAGGAGACAUUUGGCAUUUCAAUGAAACGUACACGGUGAGUGAUACUGUUACGGAAACUACCCAGGAGUUUAAGAAUAACGAGGUGUACGUGGGCCAUAACCAGGUGUACUUGUCGCUGCACAACACCUUGGAUGCGUUGUACUUGGACCCGUUGUACUACUUUCUUGAGGGAGCAAACAAGGACUUUUCUGUACCGAUUCUUGAAAAAAUCGACUCCAAGUUUAGUGUGUUUUACGAUGCCCCUGAGAUCCCGUUGUUCUUCUGGUUGGACUUGAAGACUGAGGGACACGAACUUUAUGAAAAGUUGAAACCAUACUUGAAGCGGUUUAUCGAUAAGGACUACUUGGCUUAUUAUGAUAGCAAGAACAAUAAACACGUUGACGGGCCUAUCAUUCUCACAUUAACUGGAGAUGUGCCUUGGGACGUGGUUGACCAGGAACUGACUUCUGGCGAGAAUAGGUAUGUUUACGCUGACUGUCCAUUGCAGAAGUUCACUGAUGAAACGUCUGAUGAAGACUGGACCCGUUACGAGCGCUCGUGCAAACUCGCCAGUGCUUCGCUUCAGCAGUUGCUCGGCGAUAAACUCUAUAAGCUGGCUGUACGUGGAGACUUGACCGAAGAGCACCAGAAAGCGCUCAAGAGCUACUUCGACAAGGCCCACGAGCACGGACUCCGUACGAGAAUCUGGGGCGGUGUUGACUGGCCCAUCUAUGUGAGAGACUCCCACUGGAAGACGCUCUGGAGCCUUGGAUGCGACCUUAUCAACGCCGACGACCUCCAGGCCGCCGCCACGCUCUUUUAA